This is a messenger RNA of Dermochelys coriacea (leatherback sea turtle), 6366 nucleotides long. RefSeq names its product AE binding protein 2 (gene AEBP2). Gene Ontology annotation, biological process: regulation of transcription by RNA polymerase II. Bases 2744 to 4288 code for a protein of 514 amino acids. Lineage: Eukaryota; Metazoa; Chordata; Testudines; Dermochelyidae. Gene Ontology annotation, cellular component: ESC/E(Z) complex. The transcript is spliced from 10 exons. The record is from RefSeq and is a predicted model, not a curated record.
AGAGAUUUAUUCAGAUAUAAGAGUUAUUCAUCCGCCAGCCAGCAAUUCUGGAUUACUAGUUAUCAGUUGUUUCUGGUGAUGACUUUUUAAAUUACAUUAAAUUUUCAGAUUUUACAAACAAUGUCCCCCUGUAGAACAGAGUUUCAAUCUUUGACUGCUGAUGAACAGCUAAUAGCCAGGAUGUCCCUCCAGGCAGCAAUGGAUGCCUCUGAAUACAGCCUCUCAUUCAAUGACUCUAUCAUUAAGAGGAGGGCACCCUAGUUCUGGCAUCCAAUGGGAGGUGCAUUUGAUGGUGAAAGAUGUUCCCUUCCCCCCCACUUUUUACCCACUUCUCCCACUCAAGACCUUACUGAUAGACAUAGAAUCAUAGGACUGGAAGGGACCUUGAGAGGUCAUCUAGUUCAGUCCCCUGCACUCAUGGCAGGACAUGUCUCUUCUGAAAUGGGGAGCAUAUCUGGACCAUCAUCAAGCUCCAGAUCUACAGACCCAUGAGGAUACUUGACUACACAUAAAUGUAUUGGGGCCCAAAGUGGUUUGCAGAGCCUGUGUUGCAUUCCUACCAAUUAUCCAUGGACUGACAGUUCAAGUUAUGACUGACAACACAACAACCACGUUUUAUGUAAACAGGCAGGGAGGAACCCUUUGAUGUCUGGCAGGAGGUUAACUAUGGAACUGAUGUUUCAGCACUAAGUAAUCUCUCAUAGCAAUACAUAUCCUAGAUCUGCAGAAUGCUCUAGAAGAUAGUUUUGUCAAGCCAUGAGUGGAUGAUCAAGGAUUCUGUUAUUCAUCACAUUUUCCACGUGUGGGGUCAUCCUUCUGUAGACCUAUUUGCAACCACCCAAGAACAUGAAAUGUAUCAAUUUCUGCUCCAAAGGAGGUCUAAGCCCAGAAUUCCUGUCUGAUACAUUCCUCACUCAGUGGUUGCCAGGGAUGAUGUAUGCUUACAUCCCUCUGAUUCCCAGGAUGUUCAAAAAGAUCAGACAAGAUGUUGCCAAGGUCAUUAUGAUAGCAGCUGCCUGGCUGAGGUAAUUUUGGUACCUGGAGUUGAUGCUCUUAUCAUUUUGUCCACUGAAAACCUUUCAAAUUCUACCAGAUGUAAUAUCUCAAAAAAAGGGAAACAUCUUACCUUGAAAUCCAGCCUCCCUCCAUCUCACAGCCUGGCUACUUAUUGAAUGUCAGACAUGGAGAGAUCAUGUUCCUUCAGAACAUUUUGAUCCAAAGUAGAAAAGAUUCCUGACUAACAUAGAUUGUUAAGUGGAAAAGAUUCAGGAUUUGAUGUAAACAAAGUCAAUUACAACUUGUUGAUUCCCAGAUCCCUAAUUCUUGGACUACUUGGACUCUCUAAAGAGCUUGGAACUAUCUAUUAGAGUGUUCCUGGGAGCUAUAUUGCCACAUCCCCGCUAUUUCCUCCCCUCCCCCCGCAACGCUAUAGUUUUUUUCCACCUAGUAUGAUUAAAUUUCUUAAGGGCCUUUUUCCCAACAGUAAGGGGACCUCCUUCUCCAUUGGACUUUAAUGUUGUGCUGGCAGGUAAGCCACAUCCAUUCAAGCACCUAGCAAACUGUUCCCUGUUGCAUUUAUCUACAAAAACAUCCUUAGUAGUGGCAAUUACAUCAGCUAGAAGAUUUGGGGAAAUGCAAGCUCUUAUGGCUGGCCCUUCCUGUACAAUAUUUCAUAUGGGUAAGGCAUCACUCAGAUCCCACCCUGAAUUCCUGCCCACGGUAGCAACAGGUUUCCAUUCGAACCAAAUGACCCUUUUAGUGGUGUUUCCCCUAGAACACUUACUAAUCAGGGGAAAGCUACGGUGUACAUUUCAAGUUCACAGGGCCUCCUUUUAUUCACUAAGAGCCUAACCUUUCAGAGUUUCCAAGAGAUGAUUUGUACCAUUUGCCGACAGAGAGGAAGGCCAAGCAGUAUCUCCACCGAGCCUACCCCAGUGGGCGGCGGGCUGGAUUAGGGUCUGUUAUGAGUUAGCUAGGCUCAGAUUAGGGCUCACCCCCACUCGGGGUUGUUCAGCCCAUCCGUCUCUUGAGUGUGAUGCUCUGGCGGAAGCAUCACCAUCUUCACCAUCUUCUGGCAGAGCCGUGCUGCCAUCUUCCCAACGCCACGGGGCACUCCGCAUGCACACGGUGGGGCACAGGGAGUGCGGUGCUACCCGGGGGGGGGGGAUGGAUUUGCACAAGCACUCGAAGAAGUAAGGAAAGUUACUUCUCUGAGCGGGGCGGGGAGUUUGGGGCAAUUCGUUACCCGCCUCCGUGCCUGGACGGGGCAGGGGCAGAGGGCCUGAGGGUCCCCGUUUGAGCUGGAGGGGCCUGACUGGAAGAGCCAACAGUGCGAAGCCCGGAGCCCGGCCUCCUGCCCCAACCACUGCCGGCCUCCCAGCUUCGCGUCCCCCUCAGAGCUAGCAGCUGCCCCCGGCCUCCCCGCCCCGCCUCAGAGCCGCCCCCCGCGCAUUUGGUUCUGCCCAUUCUCUCCUUCCUCCCUCCCCCCCGCGCAUUUGGUUCUGCCCGCUCCCAGGCGGCCUCGUGUCCUCGAUUCCUUUUCCCCUCCCGGCGCCGCGGGCGCUACCCCUCGCCGCUCGGUGUUUUGUCCCCGGGCGAGUUCCGUAGCGCGUGCGGCGGCCCCUCCCCUCUGCGGCUCGCUCGCUGUGCUGCGCGAUUGUGCGGGCGAGAGGCGGCGGCGGGAGCGAGCGAGCGACACAGGAGGCGGCGGCGGCGGCGGCGGCGGCAGCAGCUCGGCGGCGCCAUGGCGGCCGCUCUCAGCGACAUGGCGGAGCCGGAGGGGCUGUUUCCCGGCGAGGCGGGGGCGGCGGCCGAGGAGGAGGAGGAGGAGGAGGAGGCCGGGACGGCGGCGGCGGCGGCGGGGGCGGCGGAGUCCGAGGCGCUGCUGCUGCUGAGCGGCGAGGCCGAGAGCAUGUCGGAGCCGAGCCCGGAGAGCGCCAGCCAGGCCGGCGACGGGGAGGACGAGGAGGAGGAAGAGGAGGGCGGCGAGGAGAGCAGCCUGGUGGGGAGCAGCAGCACCAGCAGCAGCGGCUGCUGCAGCGACGAGACCCGCUCGCCCAGCCCCGGCGGCAGCAGCGAGGCCGACGCUAAGGAGGAGCCCAAGGGCCCCCGGGGCAGUCCGGAGGACGGGCUGGGCCGCGGCGGCGGCGGCGGCGGCGGCAGCAGCAGCAGCAGCAGCGUGUCCAGCGGCGGAGACGAAGGCUACGGCACCGGCGGAGGGGGCGGCAGCAGUGGCAGCAGCAGCUGCAGCGCCACGUCGGGGGGCCGGCGGGGCAGCCUGGAGAUGUCCUCGGACGGGGAACCCCUGAGCCGGAUGGACUCGGAGGACAGCAUAAGCAGCACUAUAAUGGACGUAGACAGCACAAUUUCCAGUGGACGUUCAACUCCAGUAAUGAUGAAUGGCCAAGGAGUUACUGCUUCCUCGGCAAAAAGUAUUGCUUAUAACUGUUGUUGGGACCAGUGCCAUGCUUGCUUCAACUCCAGCCCGGAUCUGGCAGAUCACAUUCGCUCCAUACAUGUAGAUGGUCAGCGAGGAGGGGUAUUUGUUUGUUUGUGGAAAGGUUGCAAAGUAUAUAAUACACCUUCAACAAGUCAAAGUUGGUUACAGAGGCAUAUGCUGACACACAGUGGGGACAAACCUUUCAAGUGUGUGGUUGGUGGGUGCAAUGCCAGUUUUGCAUCUCAGGGAGGGCUGGCUCGUCAUGUGCCCACGCACUUCAGCCAGCAGAACUCUUCAAAAGUUGCCAGCCAGCCAAAGGCCAAAGAAGAAUCUCCUUCUAAAGCUGGAAUGAACAAAAGAAGGAAGUUAAAGAACAAAAGACGACGCUCAUUACCAAGACCACAUGACUUCUUUGAUGCACAAACAUUGGAUGCCAUACGACAUCGAGCCAUCUGCUUCAACCUCUCAGCUCACAUAGAAAGUUUAGGAAAAGGCCAUAGUGUUGUAUUUCAUAGUACUGUAAUAGCUAAAAGAAAAGAGGAAUCUGGAAAAAUAAAACUCUUGCUUCACUGGACACCAGAAGACAUAUUUUCAGUGUCCCAACUGGUUGGGUGCAAGAGCAUGGACCCAACAGUGUGGAUCUAUUAUAAUUACUGUCUUCAGAGAACAAGGAUUUAUUGUCUGCCUGAUGUGUGGGUAAAUGAAAGUGAACGACAUCAAUUAAAAACUAAAGUAGUUCAUUUAUCAAAACUACCAAAAGAUACUGCCUUGCUUCUGGACCCAAACAUAUACAGAAAUUCUAGUAAAGGAGGUACAUACAGUGGAAUCCUGAAAGAUCACUUCUGUUAAGAUCACAUACUGAACAAUGCCACAGAAGAGGUUGAAGAGGUAAAAAUCAAGCAGUUGGGGACAUCUGCAGUCUUAGUCACUGACAAUGGAAUUAGAAAUAAAGUUGCACAUUAGUCAAGGCCCCCCAAACCACCCCCAUCCUUUUUUCAAAUCCUUAGAUAAUAUUUAUGCUUAGUGUAAACAUUCUGUGAAUGAAGUAGAUGCUUCUGUGGAAUAUAUUAAUAUAUUACUGUAUAUCCACAUUGUCAUGGAAUGGUACAGUGGGAGACUGAGCAAACACUCUUCUGGCAACUUAGUGGAACAACUAAAAGGCUUUGCAUGCUUGCUUCUUUAAGCUGCUUUUCUUUUGUUAGUAUAUACAGUAGUUUGAUGAAAAGAGGAAGUAACUAACCAUCACAACUUACACAGUUCCCAGGAGAACUCUUAACAAGCUGCUAAGAGUUUAACACUCACCAGACAAUGAACAAACUUCCAAGGCUUUAUCCUAUUACCUUCUGAGUACGGUGGAUAGUAAUCAGUCGUCAUUUGUACACUUGUGCGUCCUUUCACAGAAACUAAUAAGAGACAUUAAAUGAUGUUUAAACUAAUGUUAAUGGAAUGCUUGUUUUUCCCAUUCAGCUAUAAAUUCAUAUAUCCAAGUAAGACUGAAAGGUGGUGUUAAGAGUGUUGCAGUAGGUCUGACCCUUUUUCAGGACUAGUACUGUAUGUUAAUGAGGUCUACUUUUAUGUAAUCUUUAUUACUGAACGGUUUUUGAAAAACCUCUACUUAAGCAGUUAGUGAAAUUGGUGUUUGAUUUUAAUUUUUUGACCUUUUAAGACAGUCACUUGUACAGUAUGUUUUUUUUAUUUGGCCUGACCUUUUCUAGAUGUAAAGAAAAUGAUAUUUUUUUAAAACAUCUAGAAAUUCAACCUUUAUGCACCAAAGUUGGCUUUGAAAAGGAAAAUAAAAUCACUUUCUUGCUUAAUAAGCAAGAAAUCAUGGAUUUUUUUAACUUACAGAAAUAGAGAUGUGUGUAACUUGUUAGUCUUGUAUGGAGACAAAAAUGUUGCAUAUAGAUAAUAGGACAUUGCUUGUAAAUAAUUCAGCAGAUUUGUAAUAUAUUUUUAUAUUAUGAAAUGUACUGUAGAUGUUUUUCUAGAGGCAUGAAAGUUAAAAUGUAUAUAUUAUGUUAGAAAAAUAUGGAAGGAUAUUGUAAUUCACUAGCGCUGCCAGAAGAAAUGUUUAAAAAAGCACCUUCCUAACAACAAAAAAAGUCGUUUGCAUACCUAAGGGACUAUGUACUACUGUUAAUAUCUGUUGUAAGAACAAAAAUACAUUGAACAUCCUUCCCAGAAAUCUUCGAGGGAUGAGCAGAACCCAUAAUGGCACUCCUUUCUGAUAUUGAACGUGAAAUCAGUCAUUUCCUUGCUGUUGGAAGGAACUAAUGUAAAAUAUAUGUGGAUAUAUGCAGUCAAACUGCAGAAUUAGUCUUCCUUAUUGGGGAGGAAUUUUCACGUUACUACAGUGAAACGAAAAACCAGCAGUUUUUACACUAAAAUUUUAUUAAAUAGAAUAAAACUUAGAAUUAAUCCUUUGGCUGCAGGGUUAAGUGUUUCCUAAUAUAAUACGAAUGCAUUCUGCAUUGGUACUGACACAAGAGACUUGCUUGGCUCCAACGGGUUAAAUAUGUUACUUAUAUUCAUGAAAAAUCUUAUCAAACAAAAUGAAGUGCAGAUUAGAAGCACCACUAAUAUAAGAUGUUCUGGAAUGGUUGUUUAAUAAAUAAGGGUAUUAUUCAUAAGAUUUGUAGCAACCUGACUUUAUUUUUUAAAAAAGUACAGUGUUUUGUUUAAUUUUUUUGCUUGAGCACUUCAUCUACUGCUUAUUCUGUAUCUAUAAAAGUAAUCCACAAUCUCUUUUUGGUUCUUUUUUAAAAUUUGUCAUAAAAUUGCCAAAUAGAAGUGUUUCAGAUAUAGUUUGUAUUUGUAUUUUUUUAAUUUUAUUGCUUCAUGAGUUCCUUGUAAGUCAUCUAUAAUUGACAGAUGAUUGUAGACCUUGCCUGAGUAUUUUUUCUAAUAAAACAAAGCAAAUAACCACA